AUGUCUAUCUCUCCCUCUCCGUCUCGCUCUCUCUCCCCCUCUGGCUUCGUCUUAUUGCUGUCCCACACUCAUCCUAAUUCAUCUUCACCUUCCCGAUUCUCCAUCAUUUUCGACAGAGCCCUAGGGUUUUUGGGCGUGAAAAACAACGAUAAUCUUUCUCUCGCUGGAGAUUACUAUAUUCUUGCACCGCUUAAAAGCCCGAGGCUUCCGUGGGCACAUGAGAGAUCCCUUGAAGUGGUCCAUGUAUUGUCCGAAAAUCAUUGGACGUCUUGUUGUGUCAUUACCAUGAGGAAAUUUCAGGAUAUCUGUGAGGGAUCGGAGGAGAAAGCACUUGCAAUCUUGGGGUGCAAAGCGGAUCCAAUUCAGUAUAUGAAUCGCGUCCUCCCGAGCCCCGCGGCCACCACGGCAUCCUGGCCGAUAAUAGGAAGACGUUCGAUA
Messenger RNA from Striga asiatica, 438 nucleotides. Lineage: Eukaryota; Viridiplantae; Streptophyta; Magnoliopsida; Lamiales; Orobanchaceae. The record is from the annotation of a GenBank genome assembly.